ACAUUUUCUCUGAACUCACGGUAAACAAGCAGUCACAUGGCUGAAUGCAAGUUCAGUUUGACACCUUUGAGGAAAACCCCGAUUUCGGGAAAUUCCCACACAUCUAAAACCCCCUCCCCCCGAUAAUCAGCUUGUGCAAAUGGAGGAAUAUCUUACUUCAAGUGAAAUUGAAACAAUAAAAUGAACUGAGCAACUUACACAAAUAUUGUAAUAUUGUCAUUAUUAAAAGAACGCACACACGUCCUAUUAGAAAUUAUGGGCUUACACAUACUCAUAACUUUUGCUUCCAUCCAAUAACAUGAACUACGUGUUAUUUUAACUGUUGAGAUAUCUUUAAUCCUACAGACUUGAACAUAUCACACAGACCCGGAAGUGAGUCGUCAUUGGCAGCACAGAAAGUGGCUCUCUUAAAUAAUCGCGCAGCUCCCGCAGCGGCGUCUUUCUUGCCGUCCUGCGUUAACUCCCCCCUCCGCUGAGUUGCCAGGGCGGCACUACAUCAAUAAAUCGAGAAUUGAACGUGUACGUGCUCGGUUAUGAUGUUCUCUUAAUCGGUAAAAAAAAAAAAAAAAAAUCGCUGAACAGCGUCGCUGGCUCCUCUCUUUCAGCCUCUAGUUAGCUUAGCUCGCUAACAUUCGCGACGUUUCGGCAGGCGAGUAAAUGGGAUAGCUGUUCCUCGUUGCGUUUUACCGCAAGAGGCAGUUCUACUGUCUGUCCGAGGCUGAGCCUGUCCAGUUUGCAUAUACCUCCCUGUUAGAGAGCGUUAUGGAGCCGCACGGGGCCGCGGGCUGCGUCAACAUCGGGACCUUAACGAGCACUCUGCCGGUGAUCCCCUACCAGAAGUUGACGGACCUGUACUACCUGAGCAGAGGGGGCUUCGGCACCGUCUUCAAGGCGCAGCACUCCGACUGGAGAACCACCGUGGCCAUCAAGUGCCUGAAGCUCGACUCGGUCGGAGAAAGAGAGAGGAAGUGCUUGCUGAAGGAGGCCGAGGUGCUCCACAAAGCCAGAUUUAACCACAUCAUCCAGAUUUUUGGCAUCUGCAACGAGCCCGAGUUCUUCUGCAUAGUGACAGAGUUCAUGAGCAACGGCUCUCUGGACCAGCUGCUGCACGAGAAGGAGCUGUACCCGGUCCUGGCCUGGCCUCUGCGCCUGAGGACGCUGUACGAGAUCGCCCUGGGGGUCAACUUCCUCCACAACAUGACCCCACCUUUGUUGCAUCACGACCUGAAGACACAGAACAUUCUGCUGGAUGGAGAAUUUCAUGUGAAGAUCGCAGACUUUGGUCUGUCCAAGUGGCGGCAGCUGUCUGUGAGUAAAGGCUCCGGGUCCAAGCCAACCGAGAUGGAGGGCACCGUGAUCUACAUGCCCCCCGAGGAGUACGAUCCAUCCAAGACCCGGCGGGCCGACGUGAAGCACGACAUGUACAGCUACGCUAUCAUCAUGUGGGAGGUCCUGUCCAGACAGAUUCCAUACGAAGAGGUGACCAACCCUAUGCAGAUCAUGUUCGGCGUGCUGCGUGGGAAGCGACCCGACACCAGCCAGGACAGCCUGGCCGCCGACAUCCCCAGCAGAGACACGCUCAUCAGCCUGAUGACCAGCGGCUGGACCUCCAACCCCGACGAACGGCCCUCCUUCCUCACGUGUUUGAUUGAGCUGGAGCCGAUGGUGAGACGAUUCGACGAAAUCGACUUCCUGGAGGCUGUGCUGCAGAUCAAGAAGUCAAAGCUGAGUCGGAGUUCAGCCUGCUGCUCAGCUCAGCCUCCGAUGUGUAAGAAGAGCAAUGAGGCCGUGUCUCUGAACGACCUGAAGGAGCCCGUCACCCCGUGGCCUUUGGAAGCCUCCCAGGCCUGCUGCUCUGUCUUAUACUCCCCCCAGGACGAAAACAUCUCUCUACCCGGCAAUCUCAUCAGCACCAGUCCUGCUUCCUCUAAACCGAGCCUUCCCUCCUCCUUCAUUGCUCCUAACCUGGACCAUCCGCAGUCUCUGAAAGAUCCCUGUGAGAGCAGCAUUCCCAAUGGCUUCCAGAGCGCCAAACCCAUGAACGACUUGAACAUUCCCGUCAGGCCUGCCAUGCCCACCAUGGAGGCUGACGCAGCCAUGCAGAACCUCAGCAUGAACGCAGCAGAGCACUCUCCCCCCCUGCACCAGUCCCCUCCCUCCCGGGGCCCCGUCGCCCACUGGAUCGCCACGCGGCGCGAGGACAUCGUCCUCCAGAUGACGGAGGCCUGUCUGAACCAGAGCCUGGACGCGCUGCUCGCCCGCUCCAUGCUGAUGCGCGAGGAUUACGAACUGGUGGUCAACCAGCCCACGCGCACCGCCAAGGUCCGCCAGCUGCUCGACAACUGCCACAAGCACGACGAGGACUUCUGCCGGAUCGUCGUGCGCAAGCUGGUGGAGAACAACCAGGGAGGGCUGAAGCCGUACCCGCCUGAGAUCGGCUCGCCCGUCUCGGCUGCCGUGCCCGGCGUGCCGCCCUUCUCCACGUCCUACAGCAACUACAGGAACUUUUAGCAGCAGCAGGCGAGGGGGAAAGCAAACGGAAACUCUUCAGGUUGACGGCACGACACUACAGUUCACACUCCGUGGCUCCGGUCUCAACAUACUCACCUCACUUCCUGACCUGGGAAGGUCAGAAGGGAAGAGCUGGCUGAGCAGGAUCAGUUACCGGUACUAACCCAACGAGAUGUUUUCAUGAAACCAAAAGGGUGUAAGACUGCAUCAGUGAUUUCAUUCAAAAUGGCUUUGAUUAGAGAGGAUUCAGCUGGAUUUAAAGGUAGAGACGCACCGAUCCACUUUUUUCACUUCUGGUACCGAUAUCUGAGGUUUAGUAUUUGCCAAUUUGAUGCAGAAAAACAGCUGAAUUGACUUAAAACGGAAAAAUUACACUGAAGUACAGCUUAACUCAGUAUGCAGAUGCAGAGUUAAUUUGAUAAUUCUGCAUCAGUACAGCUCACUUAAAUACACAAAUUGCUUCACAAGCUUUGGUCAAACAUGUAAAAACAACUUUCAUUUGUUUAGUCAGUGCAAUUAGGAGUAAAACAGUCAGUGUAAAAUUAACAAUAAAGAAACUGAAACUGACAAAAACAAUAGGUUGAUUGCCUUAGUCAAACAGCAAAGCUUCCUUCAAAUGGUUCAGAAAGUGAAAUCAGAAAAUCUAAAAAUGAUGUAAAAAAUUAAUAAAGCAUGAUGUCACUCAGAACACAAAUAAAUAGAAUUAGACUGAAUAGAUCUGUCUCUAUAGAUCAGACAUCGUAAAUCGUGUAUCAUUGUCACAGAUACACAAUUUAGAAAUUUCUUCAAUAUUGGGAUCAAUAUAUUGGAUCGGUGCUUCUGUAAUUCCAGGGUUUAAUUAACAGCAGUACCAAAUGCCAUUUGGGUCUAACUGAUGUGUGUUCAGAGUGUGUACAGACCUCCUUGAUGGUUCUUAUUUAAUUAGAUCGAAGUAGCAGUCAUAUCUGAAGGUAGUAUUUAUUUCUCUGGGUUGUUCUUUGAGGCUUCAGUCCAGUUAGUGUUCGUCCCUUAGUCUCUCUCUGUGUGGGUUCAGUCUGGAAUACAAAGGCUAACCAUGUAGACAUGUUAACAUAAGUUCAGAUUCAUCUUCAGUCAUAUUAAGAGGAGGUGUGUGUGUGUAAGUGUGAGAUGGAUGUAAAAAGUGGGCCAAGAUGAUCAGCCAUUACCACAGAUCUAUAAUACUGGAUUGGACACUGCCUAUUAGCCGCUAUAGCUAGAAGCUAAAGCUAUUUUACAGGAAUUUAACCAACUUUGGUGAAGUUUUAGCUAAAGUUGGUUGCGGCGCACGAUGGCAAAGGGAAAAUGACGUCUAAAAACCACUGGUGUCAUACUUUUUUCACACAUACCUGUUGCCGUGGCAACCAGCCAACAACAGCUCCACUAGCCGACAGAGCAGAGAUUACUUUCAAGUUAAUGAGAAUCUACACACUAACAGAACGUGCAAACAUUAAACUCACCCAAAAAACAGGACAUUCAGUGAGUUAUAGUUUUAUGUUUUCAGGCUUUAUGUUUAGUUUGCGAUUAUUAAUAACUGAUCAUGAGAAGUGGCUCAUUUAAACUCCUGCUCUACUGAUGAUCUGUCAGACACUGGGUGUGUGGGUCGCCUUACUUUGACAUUACCUGAACCGAAACACCGAAUUCCACAGCACAUCUACAUGUUAAGGUUUUCAAAGUCAAGCUAGCAUGACUGACCUACCUCCCACUUUAUCAAAAAAAAAAAAAGUUUUUCGAUUAAAACUUGUUACCGACCUGCUAACUAGAUCUUGUUAUCUGGUUGUCAUUGUAUUGACAAUUAAUAG
This is a messenger RNA of Poecilia latipinna (sailfin molly), 4310 nucleotides long. It is a transcript of the gene ripk2, whose product is annotated as receptor-interacting serine-threonine kinase 2. Gene Ontology annotation, molecular function: JUN kinase kinase kinase activity; ATP binding. The record is from RefSeq and is a predicted model, not a curated record. NCBI's taxonomy places the organism in Eukaryota, Metazoa, Chordata, Actinopteri, Cyprinodontiformes, Poeciliidae. The coding region runs from base 763 to 2511 and encodes 582 amino acids. The transcript has 11 exons. Gene Ontology annotation, biological process: positive regulation of canonical NF-kappaB signal transduction; protein phosphorylation; innate immune response.